Molecule: messenger RNA, 2684 nt
Organism: Dendronephthya gigantea
Lineage: Eukaryota; Metazoa; Cnidaria; Anthozoa; Malacalcyonacea; Nephtheidae
Exons: 16
Coding region: 104-2062 (652 amino acids)
Biological process (GO): lipid metabolic process
Molecular function (GO): calcium ion binding
Source: RefSeq, a predicted model, not a curated record
AUAUACGAAAAGCAGAUUUGAAAUCAAAAUUAGCUGUUUACCAAAGUUUAAUCGCGUAUGUCUUCCUAAUCGACGAGGUGGAGGAGAUAUUGGACAGAUUAUCAUGCAUAAUCCUAAUACAACAACGUGCUCGCUGCCUAAAACCUCGUUCAAUGCCAAAAAUUAUCCGAAUAAAUCCCCAAAGCACAUGGAAAACACCAAAAAAGUAAGUUAUCGCAAAACACUCGUCAAAGUCACAGCUGAAGUCGAUGUCCCAGAGAAUCUGUACGAAGAACCGUCAGAAAUGAAUCAUCACCAGCAUUCACCAGCAACGCUUAGUGUUAAACUUCGGAAUAGCAGUUUUCCUAGCGACUUGAGAACUAAAACUUCUUCACCUCAGCUUACACCUAACAAGAUGGCAACACCGGGAGAUUCGAUAGUUUCAGCAACAAGUUUGAUUAUGACCGCAUCACCCUAUUUGGAAUCGAAGUUCCUUGAGGGGAACAGAACAUUAGAAGACCUAUACAUCAGCAACCAUGAAUAUCCAUUUGAGAAUUUAGUUUUUGAAGGAGGGGGAAGUAAAGGCAUGGCCUACGUUGGUGCAUUACAGGUCCUGGAAGAUGCUGGUAUUUUAAAAAACAUCAAGCGUUUCGCGGGAGCUAGCGUUGGCGCAAUGGUUGCGUCUUUGGCAGCAAUUGGUAUAUCCUCAGCGGAAUUACAAGAAUUUCUCGAUCAGGAUGUGCGCAAAAUAAUGUCUGAUCAUUCAUGCGGCUACUGCAGUUUGCUUCCAAAUUUAAAGAAGGGUUUCGGUUGGAAUCCUGGGAAGAAAAUGAAUCACUGGUUUGGUGAACAAAUGAGAGAACGUACUGGUGAUUACGAUAUCACUUUUAAAGAUGUUUUACGUCUUUUUGGUACAGAAAUAUGCAUUGUCGUAACUAAUUUGAGUCACAUGUCGGUAGAAUAUUUUCAUCCAAAAACAACGCCCAAUAUUCCAGUGAGAAAAGCAGUCAAAAUGUCAAUGGCGUUACCUGGAGUAUUUCAGGUAGUUCGUGAAACUUUUAAUGGUGAAGAAGAUGUGUAUGUCGAUGGAGGUUUAAUUUGCAAUUACCCAAUACAUGUCUUUGAUGGUUGGUGGCUAUCUACGGAGCCAGAAGACACAUUCUUCAAACGUCUACAGCCGCUGGAAGAUUUUGCUAGGCUCUAUGAAAAGUCAGAAAGGUUUGGAACUUGGAAUCCAAAAACGCUGGGAAUGAUUCUGUAUUCAAAUACAGAAACAGAACUGAUGAAAACAACGCUUUCACAGAGACCCGGAAGCAAACCACCUGUAGCACCAAAUACAAAAUUGGCAAAACAGAGAAAUAAAUUAAAGAGAAAACAGCAGCAAACAAGAAUUGAACAUGAACACAUGGUACAGGUCGUUGGACGAUUUAUGAAGGAACUUGAGGUGAACAAUUUAGAUGAAGACAGUAUAAUCAAUGAGCAGGAAUUUCGUGCAGUUUUCGAAAAUUCAGUCAGUCUAUUUCCCGAUGAUUUGCGCUUGCUUUUUGGAGACGAUUGCGAAGUGAUGGAGGCGUUUGAUCAAGUGGAUAGAGACCAUGACGGAGAGAUCACUUUUCAAGAGUUGAUGGCGUUUGUUGCGAAAAGGGGAGUCAACUUACAGCAACGGUUUCUAGGAUAUACAAGAAAAGAAAUCAGAAACCUUGGAGAUUUUGUACAAACUUUGCAAACUGCAUUGGCGGUUAACGUGAAACGUGUGUAUGUCGAGAAGCGAGACGUGAAUAGAACUAUUGGUAUAGACACAGAUUAUGUGGAGUCAAAUGACUUUAAUUUGGAAACUGAAGACAAAACAUUUCUUAUCGAGUCUGGCAGAAGAGCAACUCGCGCGUAUUUACAUGAAUACAUCAAGAAACAAAACACGGAGCCAGUUUCGCCAUCAGGAGUGGCGGUGUUACCGCCGCCCGAGAACCAAAGCUCGAAAUUUGAAUAUGAACGUCCAAAUCGACGAAGGCACUAUUCAUCCAGUAGCACAUUAAGUAGCUAUAAAUCCCUCUCACCCGUCAUAACACCUGUUGAUAUGGCUUGAUUUUUCCAUAUCUUGGAUGAAAACAGACAAAAUAUACAGUACAAUACUUAUGUAUCAUAACAUAUAUUGUAUCCAUAAUGUGUACAAUCCUUAAAGCUACUAACAGCUUUUCGUUUGAAAAUCAAAGAAAUUUACGUGCAAUAAUAUGUUUCUGUAUUCAUUAUGAUGAUUCCAGAAAUUAUUCAUGCAGCAACUCUGAGAAACGCAUAUAUUGAUUUGAAUAAACAAUUUUAACCUUUAUACCACCGUUCUAUAUAUUCCCGCCGAGUUACAAGAAACAGAGGAAAGCAAAUAAUUUUACUAGACCCGACAGUAAUUGUUGUAUGUACUAACAUAAUACUUGCUUACAAGCCAAGCACCAUACGUUAACACCACAUGCACCAAAACAUAUCAUGUUCACGAUGGAACAUGCUGCGUGCAGUUUAAUAAACUUUUCCUUUAUUUCUUUGUAUGUGAGAUCAUGUUCCACGAGCUUUGGAGCAAUUGGUCCCACAUCAUCCUCGAUUCCGAGAAACGUUACACGUUGAGCUUUGAUUAGCAUCAUUCGGAUUGUCUCAGGUCCGAGGUAGAAGUAAUUUACAAGUGAACACAAUAAGGAAACUGAUAAACCAAGCGCCUAUAG